AUGCGAGACGGAAUUUACUCUGUAGCUCAACUCAUGGAUAUCGGCAAGCAAAUGUUGGGACGACGUCACGUUAUUCCGGAUGUCCUGGAUACCGUAUUCGAGAUUCAAGUGGAAGGCACGUUUCCCGACGGCACAUUUCUCGUCACCGUACAUGAUCCUAUCUGCACAGACAACGGCAACCUGGAAAUGGCGCUCUAUGGAAGUUUUCUUCCGAUUCCCAGCCAGUCUCACUUUGAACUCCCUAAACCUCGUACACGCGAAGAUGCGCCCGGCGCCAUCAUUGCACUACCUGGAAAGAUCGAAUUAAAUCCUGGUCGAAAACGACUGUCAUUGACCGUCACCAACUAUGGCGAUCGUUCUAUUCAGGUCGGUUCUCAUUAUCAUUUCAUCGAAGCCAAUGCAAGUCUUAGUUUCAAUCGUGCGCUCGCGUACGGUAUGCGGUUGGAUAUCCCGGCAGGGUCGGCAAUACGUUUCGAACCGGGCGAUUUCAAGACGGUGACGUUGGUGGAAAUUGGAGGAAAUAAGAUCAUUAGUGGUGGUAACAAUCUCGCUCCGGGUCCGGUGGAUUUGAUCAAAUUGCCUGGCAUUAUCGAAAACCUUGUCAAUCGCGGAUUCAUGCAUGACGCCAACACGCCCCUGUUGCCCAAUGCGCCACCUUACGCUUUGGAUCGCGAUUACUACGUCGAACAUUUCGGUCCGACCACAGGCGACCUCAUCCGUCUCGGUGACACCAACCUGUGGGCCGCCAUCGAAAAGGAUUACACUGUAUAUGGUGAUGAAUGUAAAUUUGGCGGUGGCAAGGUUUUACGUGAAGGCAUGGGCCAAGCCACGGGUAAAUGUGACCAUGAAGUAUUGGAUCUUGUCAUCACCAAUGCGGUGAUUAUCGAUUACACGGGUGUUUACAAGGCUGAUAUUGGUAUCAAGAAUGGUAUGAUUGUGGGGAUCGGUAAAGCCGGUAACCCGGAUGUCAUGGAAGGCGUUACUCCUGGCAUGAUUGUCGGAGCAGGUACCGAAGCGUUGGCAGGUGAAGGCAAAAUAUUUACCGCCGGUGCCAUUGAUUCCCACGUUCACUACAUCUGUCCACAAAUGUGCUUUGAGGCUCUGGCUGGUGGCAUUACCACUUUGAUUGGUGGUGGUACUGGUCCCAAUACGGGAUCGAAUGCCACGACGUGUACCCCUGGUUUUUAUCACAUGGAAACGAUGCUGAAAGCCACCGACGAUAUCCCUCUGAACUUUGGUUUUACCGGUAAAGGAUGUGCGGCUGGAAAGGAAGAAUUGGUUGAACAGAUCCGUGCCGGUUGCUUGGGUCUGAAAAUUCACGAAGAUUGGGGCGCCACACCGGUCGCCAUUGAUACCUGCUUAGACGUGUGUGAAGAAUAUGAUGUGCAGGCCACAAUUCAUACCGACACACUCAAUGAGGCCGGUUUUGUUGAAUCCACCUUGGCCGCGUUCAAGGGACGUACCAUUCACACCUACCACAGUGAAGGCGCAGGUGGUGGUCACGCACCUGACAUUAUCAGUGUAUGUGGUGAAGCGAAUGUAUUGCCAUCGUCGACGAACCCAACGCGACCGUUUACGGCGAAUACAUUGGAUGAACAUAUUGACAUGUUGAUGGUGUGCCAUCACUUGUCCAAGAAUAUUCCCGAAGACGUGGCAUUUGCUGAAAGUCGUAUUCGAGCGGAGACCAUUGCCGCCGAAGAUGUGUUACAUGAUAUCGGUGCGAUUAGUAUGAUCAGUUCGGAUUGUCAAGCCAUGGGAAGAGUGGGAGAAGUCGUCUUACGUACGUGGAAGACGGCCCAUAAAAUGAAACAGCAGCGCGGCAAAUUACCCGAAGACGAAGGCCAUCUUGAUGACAAUUAUCGUAUCCGUCGAUACGUUGCAAAGUAUACCAUUAACGUAGCAUUAGCCCAUGGUGUUGGCCAUUUGGUGGGUUCGAUUGAAGUGGGUAAAUUGGCCGAUCUGGUUUGUUGGUCACCGGCAUUCUUUGGUACCAAACCCGAAUUAAUUAUGAAAGGUGGCAUUAUCGUAUGGGGACAAAUGGGUGAUGCAAACGGAUCGAUUUCUACGACACAGCCUAUCAUUUCGCGACCCAUGUACGGAGCAUACGCAUCGAGUUUGUCCAAGAGUUGCGUGCUUUUCGUGUCGCAAUUAUCCAUUGAUUCUGGUACCAUUGACAAGUACAAACUUCGCAAACGCAUUGAACCUGUCAAGAACUGUCGCAGUGUCACCAAGCACGACAUGAAGCUUAAUAACACGAUGCCAAAGAUUCGUGUGGAUCCUGAGACCUAUGCGGUGACGGCCGAUGGCGAAAUCUGUGAUUGUGCGCCUGCUCACGAAUUACCCAUGACUCAGACAGUAUACCUCUUCUAG
Messenger RNA from Radiomyces spectabilis, 2370 nucleotides. RefSeq names its product urea amidohydrolase alpha subunit. NCBI's taxonomy places the organism in Eukaryota, Fungi, Mucoromycota, Mucoromycetes, Mucorales, Radiomycetaceae. Gene Ontology annotation, cellular component: urease complex. The transcript is spliced from 7 exons. Gene Ontology annotation, molecular function: urease activity; nickel cation binding. The coding region runs from base 1 to 2370 and encodes 789 amino acids. The record is from RefSeq and is a predicted model, not a curated record. Gene Ontology annotation, biological process: urea catabolic process.